GUCGUGGGUGUCGAACACCAAGCAACAGUUGGCGCCGUUGGCUGAAUCCCUGACCACUGCCGUCGCCGCCGAUUCGCAGUAUCAUUCUUUGACAGCAACUUUGCGGCCAUGGCUCCCCGCAAGUUCGCCAGCGUCAACCACAAAACGAGGCCGGCCGGUCGAAUGGCCCCGUUCAGAGACGACACCAACCUGGUUGCUUUUCGAUAUGAGCAGACCAAGCAGGCGGAACCUCCGAUUCCAUUCCCUCCUCCGAGGAACCCUCUACGGGGGAUACGCCCUCGAUCAUCCGUCACCACCGCAACCUCUCCCAUCAUCAUCCCUCCUCCUUCGGCAGCUCCACCCCAAGAGCAGCACCCCAUGUUUCGCACCCAGCAUACGCCGGUAGAGCGGUCCGAUACGUGGAAGCGGGAUUCUGGCCUGGCACCUACCUCAUCGUCCGUGACGAUCCGCGUGGAUUGUGACGACGACUACUUCGGCGAGAAGGUUGUCGACGAGCUUCGCGGCACGACCUCUCUGGACGUCGGCGACGACAAGUUUACAGUGCGGCAGAAGGAUCAAUCCCAUCUCCCUCCUACAUCGCCGCUCAUUGCAGAGUGUGCUCAGGAAGCGGAGCUGGUUCUGCCGACACGCACAAACUCUGCUUCAAAGAGGUUAGCAAAGGCAUUUGGAAUGCGGAGCUCAAAUUCCACAAAACGGUUGAAGAAGCGGGGCGGGGAUGACAAGGUUGCAUCGCUGGUGUCCGCGUGGGGCUCGCUAAAGUCUAACCCCGUGUCGCCUAAAUCUCCCAGGUCUCCCACCUCGCCCACCUCGCCCAUUCAGGAGCCGCCCCAACGACCGCCAAGACCUUCGGAAGGCUUGCAACUCCUUUCGCCCCUACAAAUGGAGACCACGUUCAGCCCCAUCACCACCCCGAUCCCCACCGACAGCCUCUUGGACGAGGAGCUUAACCAGCUGUCCUUCUCGAAACGGGGCAGUAUUAUGUUCGGCGGGAAGCGCCCAUCCGUCGGAUUAGCCCAAUCCUUGAUGGACAAGUUCAAUGAAAGGACAUCAUCAUCAUCCCUGGAUAACACCAACAACCACCACCACCAUGGCGACGCGACAAACUCCCAGGAAGGAUCGUCGAGGCCGAGGCCGAUACCGAACAUCAGGCUGCUGCCGGUAGAUGUAGAGAGGGAUUCACAAAAGGUGAGAUCGCUCUAUGAUUCCGGCGAAUGCCUCGAUUGGAGAGAGGGGGGCCGAGCUCCAGCUCUUGCUGGCCGUCUCGCGCCCGCAGAGGAUGCCCCAGCAGACGAGGGAGAGAAUGUCGCCGCUUCUCACCAACCAGCCCAAGAAGCCCCUACCACGCAUACUCCACUUCUCGGUACGCCACGUGCGGCCAAUUCGUCGCUGCGACGAGAUAGCGCGGCGCGGAGGGAGUUUGAGCUGGCCGGCGGCCUGGAGGACUGGGAGGAUGUCGACGGCGCGGAUGUCGAUCGCUACGGUUUUAUCUGUCCCAAGGGGUCAGGAUCGAGGGCGGAGGCCGCACUGUCGAAGCCUUCUGAAGAACAGUCGGGGCCCGCGAGGAAGAGGAACGUCCUAUCUAAGAGACCCGGAACGUCGAAUUCGGCCGCGGGCUUCGCGCCGGCGCACGAAUCCGGCCGCAAUGUCUCGGCACGCUCGUUAAACACGCAAACAUCCGAGUUCUCGACCGCCUCGAGGCGGUCGGCCCGAUUGACGAUACGUCAGGCCACGAAUCGACUGCCGCACAACAAGGAGAGGAGGUGGAUGGACGAGGCCGGCGAGAUGCUCAGCCUCGCGCCCGGUCUAUCCGACAUCGUCGAGGACGAACAUGCCGGCAAGCUCGCCGAGGCCUCGAAGCGGAAAGAGUCGGAGCGGGCCGAGAAGUGGAGGAAGAUGGCGAAGGUGAUCAAGAACGGCAAGGACGGCGAGGGCAUGGAGUUCGAGUUCGACACCAAGAGCCAGAAACUGGUUGACCGGACCUGGAAGGGCAUCCCCGACCGAUGGCGGUCUGCGGCCUGGUAUUCCUUCUUGGCCACUAGCGCCAAGAACAGGAGAAGUAAGGAGACGGACGAGCACCUCGUUGCCGAGUUCCACCGCCUCCAGGACACGAGCUCGCCCGACGACGUGCAGAUCGACCUCGACGUCCCGCGGACGGUAAACAGACACUUGUUGUUCAGGAGGAGGUAUCGGGGUGGCCAGCGAUUGUUAUUCAGGGUGCUGCACGCCAUUGCACUUUACUUCCCAGAGACUGGCUAUGUACAGGGUAUGGCGUCACUGGCGGCCACGUUGCUUUGCUACUACGAUGAAGAGAAAUGUUUCAUCAUGAUGGUGCGCAUGUGGCGAUAUCGCGGCCUCGAGCGACUUUACCAGCAUGGUUUCGAUAGCCUGAUGGAUGCCUUGAAAGACUUCGAACAGCGCUGGCUGGGUGGAAGGGCCACCGCUCGUAAGCUGGCCGAGCUAUGCAUCGACCCGACGGCAUACGGCACCCGCUGGUACCUUACGCUCUUCAACCUCUCAAUACCUUUCGGGGCUCAACUACGGGUCUGGGAUAUCUUCAUGCUCCUCGGCGAGGCUAGCCUGGAACCGCCAAGUGCCGGUACGUCGGACCUCGGGAAGGGCAAGGAGGGCAAAGAAGGCAGAGAGGAAGACCCCUCCGCCUCCCUCGACAUACUCCACGCGACGAGCGCCGCCCUGAUAGACGCGCUGCGGGAGGUCCUGCUGGACUCGGACUUCGAGAACGCCAUGAAGGCCCUGACGUCGUGGAUCCCGAUCAAGGACGAGGAGAUGUUGAUGAAGGUGACCCGCGCGGAGUGGAAGCGGCACCAGGGCAAGAAGAAAUCCUAGCCAAAGGCGCGCGCGCGAGCCGCCUGCUCCAACUUCGUCAUCCAGCCUCGACCUGAAUCGGCGGCCUGCGAUCUCUCUCUCUCUCCUUUGUAACUUCCCCUUUGUCAUCGGUGACGGGCAAGGCGUUCCUGGUCUCAAUACCCUGGUUUUCCUUUCCCGUUUCGAUGGCUUCAUCGGUCUCGGACGGACGAAAAGUUUCCUUUGUUGGAUUUGCUUCCUGGGUGCGGCGGCGACAGCCGAACAGAGCUUUCUUUCGGGUAUUGUGACUCGAGUCGAAUGAAAUUGUACUGUGCGAUCCCUAUGAUACCCUGCACU
Phialemonium atrogriseum is the source of this 3159-nucleotide messenger RNA. RefSeq lists its product as uncharacterized. NCBI's taxonomy places the organism in Eukaryota, Fungi, Ascomycota, Sordariomycetes, Cephalothecales, Cephalothecaceae. Bases 109 to 2844 code for a protein of 911 amino acids. The transcript is spliced from 3 exons. The record is from RefSeq and is a predicted model, not a curated record.